CUUCCCUUCCCUUCCCUUCCAGCCCUCCGGAUUUGGGAUCUUACCUGCUCGCUUUGGGAAUUAUUAUUAUAUAUAUAUAUUUUUUUUUUUCCAUCGAUCCCUCUUUUUUUAUUUUUUAAAUUUUUAUUUUAUUCUAUUUUAAUUUUUUUUUUUUUUUUGCACACGUGGAGGAGCGCGUGGAUUUCCUAACAUGAUCUUGGCAAACGCCUUCUGCAUCGUCCUCUUCCUAGACGAGAUGCUGCGCUGCCUGGCCGCCCCCCCGGGCCCGGCGGGGCAGGACCCCCGCGGGUGGAGGGUGCCCGUGGACUGCGUGAGGGCCAACGAGCUGUGCGCGGGCGAGCCCAGCUGCAGCUCCCGCUACCGCACCCUGCGCCAGUGCCUGGCCGGGCGCGACAGGAACACCAUGCUGGCCAACAAGGAGUGCCAGGCGGCCCUGGAGGUGCUGCAGGAGAGCCCCCUCUACGACUGCCGCUGCAAGAGGGGCAUGAAGAAGGAGCUUCAGUGCCUUCAGAUCUACUGGAGUAUACACCUGGGGCUGACCGAAGGAGAAGAAUUUUAUGAAGCUUCCCCCUACGAGCCGGUCACCUCUCGUCUCUCUGAUAUAUUCAGGCUUGCUUCAAUUUUCUCAGGAAUGGACCCCGCCGCCACCUCCAAGAGCAACCACUGCCUGGACGCGGCCAAGGCCUGCAACCUGAACGACAACUGCAAGCGGCUGCGCUCGGGGUACAUCUCCACCUGCAGCCGGGAGCUGGCGGGCUCCGAGCCCUGCAACCGCCGCAAGUGCCACAAGGCCCUGCGCCAGUUCUUCGACCGCGUGCCCGGCGAGUUCACCUUCCGCCUGCUCUUCUGCUCCUGCAAGGACCGCGCCUGCGCCGAGCGCCGCCGCCAGACCAUCGUCCCCUCCUGCUCCUACGAGGACAAGGAGAAGCCCAACUGCCUGGACCUGCGGAGCACCUGCCGGGCGGAUCACCUGUGCAGGUCCCGUCUGGCCGAUUUCCACACCAACUGCCAGGCCACCUUCCAGUCCCUGACCAGCUGCCCUGGGGACAACUACCAGGCGUGCCUGGGCUCCUACGCAGGGCUCAUCGGCUUCGACAUGACCCCCAACUACGUCGAUGCCAGCACCACCAGCAUCACCAUCUCGCCCUGGUGCUCCUGCAAAGGCAGUGGGAACAUGGAAGAGGAGUGCGAGAAGUUCCUGCGGGACUUCACGGAAAACCCCUGUCUCCGAAACGCCAUCCAGGCCUUUGGCAACGGGAGCGACGUGAACGUGGCCCCCAAAAACCCCUCUCCCCCCGUCACGGCCCCUCCCAAGCCGGAGAAGAGCCCGGCCCUGCCCGACGAUGUCAACGACAGCAACACCAUGUACGACACGGGCGUCAUCACCACCUGCACCUCCGUCCAGGAACAAGGACUGAAGCCAAACAAGUCCAAAGAGCAGAGCCUGUGCUACUCAGAGACCCAGCUGACCACGGACACGAUGCCAGAACAGAAGACCUUCGUGGACCAGAAGGCGGGCUGCAGCCGGCAGCGGAUCCCGCUCCUCGUGCUCCUCGUGCCCAUCCUGCUGCUGGGAUUAUAGAGGGGCGGCCGGCGGGAUGGGGACGCUCCCACCAGUGCCCACCAGUGCCCACCAGUGCCCUGCUGGCACUCAGCCUCACCCCCAGCUCCUGCUGAGGCCACGGGGGGGCCGGGAC
This is a messenger RNA of Empidonax traillii (willow flycatcher), 1697 nucleotides long. It is a transcript of the gene GFRA2, whose product is annotated as GDNF family receptor alpha 2. The record is from RefSeq and is a predicted model, not a curated record. NCBI's taxonomy places the organism in Eukaryota, Metazoa, Chordata, Aves, Passeriformes, Tyrannidae. Gene Ontology annotation, molecular function: signaling receptor activity. The coding region runs from base 191 to 1582 and encodes 463 amino acids. Gene Ontology annotation, biological process: nervous system development. The transcript is spliced from 9 exons. Gene Ontology annotation, cellular component: signaling receptor complex; external side of plasma membrane.